Homo sapiens (human) is the source of this 17493-nucleotide messenger RNA. It is a transcript of the gene MAP3K13, whose product is annotated as mitogen-activated protein kinase kinase kinase 13. The transcript has 16 exons. The coding region runs from base 7955 to 10855 and encodes 966 amino acids. Gene Ontology annotation, cellular component: cytoplasm; membrane. Gene Ontology annotation, molecular function: MAP kinase kinase kinase activity; protein serine/threonine kinase activity; ATP binding. The record is from RefSeq and is a predicted model, not a curated record. Lineage: Eukaryota; Metazoa; Chordata; Mammalia; Primates; Hominidae. Gene Ontology annotation, biological process: positive regulation of branching morphogenesis of a nerve; positive regulation of neuron projection arborization; JNK cascade.
GUGGAGGGUGACGCCAUGGGUGGGGCGGAGCGUCUGGGAUGCGCUGGGAGCCUAGGAUCCCCGACAGUUUUGCAGAACACUGAAAUCUAUGGACUCUAAAAUGGACUUCAUUUAAAGAAACCCACGGACCAUUAAUGGACAAAAACAUGAGUCAAUAUGUAUUGUGGCAUUCAAAUCCUAGCACUCUGGGAGAGCAUCAAGUACCACGUUUUUGAAGACCAUGGCCUAUCAUCAUUAUGCAUUCAAGAUUUGAGUUUGAAUAACCUCAUCAAGACUUAGAUCUUCUUCAGAAGCUUCAAGUCUCAUCUGCAUUAAAGCUCUCCAUUGAACCCUCUCACAAAAGUACAAGCUUAAAGGGGCUAAAAUCCAUUAAUACAUUCCAUUUUAUAUCCCUUCCUCUGACUUCUCUUCAAUUUCCUUGGCCUCUAGGGUCCUUCAUAUUGCUUACGUUCCUUUAGACUAGAGCCAAGGAGACAGUGCUUUCCAAAAAAAAAAAAAAAAAAAAUGUGUUCUGUGGCCAUAAGUUUUCAUUGAUAGAGAAGCAUAAAUUUGGUGAAUUUAGAAUUAGGUCUUUUAUCAUAUCCUAUAAAAAGUUGAGUUAACAGGCUGGGCACGGUGGCUCAUGCCUGUAAUCCCAGCACUUUGGGAGGCCAAGGCAGCUGGAUGCCCCAAGGUCAGGCAUUUGAGACCAGCCUGGCCAACAUGGCGAAACCCCAUCUCUACUAAAAAUACAAAAAUUAGCCAGGCAUGGUGGCAGGCGCCUGUAAUCCCAGCUACUCGAGAGACUGAGGCAGGAGAAUCACUUGAAACCAGGAGGCGGGGGCUGCAGUGAGCCAAGAUCACGCCACUGCAUUCCAGCCUGGGUGACAGAGCGAGACUCCGUCUAAAAAAAAAAAAAAAGUUGAAUUAACAAUAAGGAAAUGAGGAUGAAGCGGUAAAAAUGUUUUGGGUUACAUUAUACUCUCAGAAGCUAUGUGGUUUAGAGAAAAGGGCCCCCAACCACAAAAGUUAGUGGUUCUUAUUCUGUCUGCUUCGUACUAGGUAUAUGGUAACUGAGAAAGUCACUUAACCUCUCUGAACCUUAACUUCGUCAUCUAUAAAGUGAAUCUAACAUUUUCCCCCCGGCCUACCUCACAGGGUUGUUGUGAGGAUCAAAUGAAAUAAUGUACAUGAAAAGACAUAUAUAAAAUGUAUAAUACAGACAAAGGGUCCUGUUACACAGUUGGAAGUCAUUCCCUCAGAUUUUGGGCCUAGGAAGGUAGGUGAUUUAAACUCACUGAAAGCAUGUACCAUGUCCAGGUUGGAUACAUGGCAACAAGGCUAUGUUAAAUUUUUUUUCUCUGAGUUGAGUCCCUAAAAUACUAUCAUGGGCUAAUUCUAAGAAGGAGCACGAAUAUAUAUUCCCCUAAAAUUAUAGCUUAGCAUUGUCAAUGCUUUAGAGCAGUUAUGGGAGUUAUAGAUUAUAACAUAUUAGUGAUUUGUGAAACUUUUUUACUAAAAUGUGACCCUCAUUUUUCUUUACAUGAAAGAACAUAGAAUAUUUCACAAUGCAUCCCACGUGGUAAGAAUAAAAAAUUGUUUUAGUUAUAUGUACAAAUGUGUGUGUGUGAACGUGUGUGUACUUGGUCAUUAAAUAAAAUGUACUUUUUUUUUUCCUGUGAGUUGCACUUGCUGUUCUUUCUUUCUUUUCCUUUUCCUUUUUCUUUUUCUUUUUUUUGAGACAGAGUCUGGCUCUGUCACCCAGGCUGGAGUGUAGUGGCGCAAUCUUGGUUCACUGCAACCUCUGCCUCCUGGGUUCAAGCGAUUCUCCUGCCUCAGCCUCCCGAGUAGCUGGGACUACAGGCACUCGCCACUGCGCCUGGCUAAUUUUUAUAUUUUUAGUAGAGAUGGGGUUUCGCCAUGUUGGCCAGGCUGGUCUCAAAUUCCUGACCUCAGGUGAUCUACCUGCCUCAGCCUCCCUGGGAUUACAGGCGUGAGCCACCAUGCCUGGCCUCUUUUUCUUUUUGAGACAGGGUCUCACUUUAUCACCCAGGCUGGAGUGCAAUGGCACAGGCUACAGCAGCGGCAUGAUCAUGGCUCACUUCAGCCUUGACCCACCAGGCUCAAGUGGUCCUCUCACCUCAGCCUCCCCAGGUAGCUGGGACUACAGGCACAUGCCACCACACCCAGCUAAUUUUUGUAUUUUUUGUAGAGAUGGGGUUUCAUCAUGUUACCCAGGCUGGUCUUGAACUCCUGAGCUCAAGCGAUCCACCCGCCUUGGCCUCCCAAAGUGCUGGGAUUACAGACAUGAGCCACUGUGCCCGCCCAUCAGUUGCUGUUCUUGGAGUACCAUUUUGGCACUAAUGCCUUCCUACACAUUUGGAUUCCUAGGAGACUCAGCAUUUUUUUUCACUUUAUGCUACUACUCGUGACAAAGAAUUUAAUAUCAAUUUGACUUAUGGUGUAAUUGAAAUAUUUUUUAUUUUGUAGCACAGAGAAAGCCUAUAUGCCUUAUGGAUAUUUAAUAUUUUAAUAUCUAUUCUGAUAAUAGCAUUUAAAAGGUUGCUUCAACCUCUACUAGCAGAAGGAUUGUGUCAAAUAUUUUGCUUUUUAAUUUUUUUUUACUUGUAUCUUUCUGGCCUAAUGGCAAACAAAACCCUCCUUUUAGCAUUACUUGAGGACUAAGUAGAGAGAGGCUAUCGAGAAUGUAGUUAGCAUGACUGGGAAUUUGAUGGUCUCUGGAAAAGAAAAUGCCAUUUCUUUUCUUUCUCUGAGUAACUAGGUUUAUCUUUAGUUUAAUGAUUUAAGAUAAAUAAGUCACUGACAUUAACUUGUUCAACUGUUACUCCUAAAAAUAGAUAUCUCCCUCUUUGAUGAUAGCAUUGGUUAGGUUAGCAUAGGUGACUUUAUUAUAGUGUCCGUGAACAAUAGGGCAUGGUUGUGCUUUCCAAUUCAUUGAUGAAGAACUAAUUUUUUAGUGCUUUAGUGUACUGAAAUGCUGUCUUUAGUGCCCUGGAAUUACUUAUUUAAACUGUGAUAGAAGGUUGUACAAGGUAUUACUUUUCUCUGCUUAUAAAUUAUAUGAAUGUACAUAGUCCUAGCAAUAUGAAUAUUUAUCAGAAGAUGUAUAAUGUAGAAUCCAACUGCCUCAUUCUUCCUGAACAGCCAUGGCCAAACUUCUUGCAUUAAUGGAGACAGAAUGAAUUGCAAAGGUUGUAUAAAUCGAGGCUGUUAUGUUUAUGACAAUUGGCAGCUGUGGCAUAAAAGGCUCAUUACUAUAUGUAAUUGACAUUUUGUUGUUCCUUCUUCCUCCACUCCUUUGCCAAAAAAUGGCAUUGGUAUUACUACCUCUCCAUGUAGGAAGUAGGAUCUACCUAUGAGAAAGUUCAAGAGAGUAGUUAAGCAACUUCAGCUAUCCCUGACCUUCUUCCACAACCCUCAUGAAACUAAUCCAUUGCAAAAUUCUGUCUUUUCUACUUCCUAAAUAUCUUUCAAAUUAUUCACCUGUUUCCAUGUCCAUCCUUAUUUAUUUUAUCAUCUUCGCCUACAUUUUUGCAAUAACUCUUCAAUGGUUUUUUGUAUUUACUCCUCCCCCCUCUAAUCUCAUUGCUUUUAGACUGAUUUUUAAAAAUACAAUUCUAAUCUUUUUGGUCCUCCAAUCUAAACUCUUAUUAUCUUAUUGCCCUUAGAAUUCAGCCCCAAAUCUUCAAUCAUUCUUUGUCUACUAAGCUCAAGCCAUAAUGGUCUUCCAAUUCUCUGACAAUGCCAUUUUUUUUUCUUCAGGGUAUUUGUUGUUGUUUUUGUUGUUGUUGUUGUUGUUGUUUUUGAGACGGAGUUUUGCUCUGUCGCCCAGGCUGGAGUGCAGUGGUGCAAUCUUGGCUCACUGCAACCUCCGCCUCCCAGGUUCAAGCAGUUCUCUGCCUCUGCCUCCCAAGUAGCUGGGAUUAUAGGCGCCCGCCACUAUGCCUGGCUAAUUUUUGUAUUUUUAGUAGAGAUGGGGUUUCACCAUGUGGGCCAGGCUGGUCUUGAACUCCUGACCUCGUGAUCCACCCACCUGGGCCUCCCAAAGUGCUGGGAUUACAGGCGUAAGCCACAGCGCCCAGCCUUCUUUAGGGCUUUUGCAGAGCAGAUACUUUCUGCUUGGAAUGCCCUCCUCUCUCCUGUUCCUCUUCACAUAACCCACUUCUACUCAUACUACCAGUCUCACUUUAAAUAUUAUUUUUUCCAAGAAGCCUUCCUCCAUAUCUCAGACUAGAUUAGACCUCCCUUCUCUAUCAUUCUGUCAUAAAUCACCCAUUUUUUUCUCACAUCUAGCAUAGUUGUAAUUAUUUCUCAUAUAUAAUCAUUUAUUAAUAAUCUUACAAGACAACCUUCAGGAGGGCAAUGACUGGUGCAUGUUUUAUUACACUGUAUGCCCAGUGUUUAGGAAAUUUCCUGGCAAAUAGUAGGGAUUCAGUAAAUAUUUGUCAACUGAUUCUUCCCACAGCCACCACUCUUCACUUAGAUAUUUCAGUACUGUAAGUUCUGGGUUGUUUAACUUCCUCUGUUCAAAACCCUCCUCUUGACUGACUGCAGUGCUCACGACUGCAAUUCCAGCACUUUCGGAGGCCAAGGCAGGAGGAUUGCUUGAGGCCAGGAGUUCAAGACCAGCAACACAGUGAGACUCCAGUCUCUACAAAAUAAAAAUAAUUUAAAAAUGAGCCGGGCAUUGUGGCACACACCUGUAGUCCCAGCUACUCAGGAGGCUGAGGUGGAAGGAUUGCUGGAGCCCAGGAGGUCCAGGCUGCGGUGAGCCAUGAUUGUGCCACUGCACUCCAGCCUGGGUAACAGAGCAAGACCCUGUCUCAAACACACAAACCAAAACCCUUCAGUUGCUUCUCAUCUCACUCCAAGUAUGAGCCCAAGUCCUUAUAAUGGUCUCCAGGGCCUUACCUGAUAUGCCUCUGCUCUCUCCUUACCUCUCUACCAUCUAUUGGACUACCCAGCCCAGAUCUCUUAGCUGAUCCUUAGAAAUGCCAAGCUUCCUUCUGCCUCAGGACCUUUGUACUUGAUAUUCCCUGUGCCUGGAAUACCCUUGCCUUAGAUAUCUAUCUGGUUUAAUCUCUCAUCUUCUUUAGGCCCUUCAGGUUAUGUGACCUCAGUGAGGCCCUCUUUGACCAUCUUAUUUAAAAUUGUAACCUCACUACAUGGCAUCCCUAGUCUUCUCUGCUUUACUGUUCUCCAUUGUACUUAUCUCUGAUUGGCAUUCUCUUCAUAGGUAUUUUCCCCAGUGUUGAGAACAGUGACUGACACAUGGUGGGCCCUUAGAACUUAUUUAUUAGUUGAGUGAAUUUAACCUGUACUCACAGAGAUGCAUAUUUGGGACAAUGAGACCUGUAGCCCAAAUUAUGAGGACUUAAUAUUUCAAGAUGAUUUUACAAGAUGAAUUAAUUAAAUUUAUUUAUAUCCUGCCUUGUUCUAAAAAAUAUUUUAAAAUGCAUAUAGUAUGUAGGAUGGGGACAUAAAGAGAAUAAGACAAAGCAAAUGUAAUAGUAUUAAAGUGGGUAAAGUUAAUGUACAGAAGGUCCUGCACAGUGGCUAAAGUCAUGUUAUAAAUUUGACUUAUUAGAGAGUUAGGUUGCUCAGAAAUGAUUGAACUGGAAUCAAGAAUUUGUUCUCUGGCACAGGUCACAGAUAUUUGAGUCUUACAUAGAAACCCAGAAAACCUAUUUAACUAUAAGACAUUGUGCAGUUACUCUUCUAAAAAAAAACUUGCUUUCUGUAUUAGGAAAUUUCCUAUUGGCAUAAAAUGUACACAGUCUGUCCAUUACAAAGGCUCUGCUACAUUUGAGAGAUGGUAGUCACAGCUACUACCUCUGCUUAUGUCAUGUCCAGGACAUUCCCAAGGUUGAUUUAAACCUAGUAAUUGGAUAUUUUUGAAAGCUGUGAAAAAUACCAACCAGCACAUCAAUUACCCCAGUUUCUCCUCCUCUAAUCAUGAGGUAGCAUGAGAGUCCAGUGGUUGUGGCUUCCUUCCUUUUGAGGUAGAUAAUUGGCAACUUAGAAAUAGGUUAUUGGCUGGGCGCAGUGACUCACACCUGUAAUCCCAGCAUUUUGGGAGGACAAGGCAGGCAGAUCACCUGAGGUCAGGAGUUCGAGACCAGCCUGGCCAACAUGGUGAAACCCUGUCUCUACUAAUAAUACAAAAAUCAGCCAGGUGUGGUGGCACAUGCCUGUAAUCCCAGCUACUCGGGAGACUGAGGUGGGAGAAUCUCUUGAACCCAGGAGGCGGAGGUUGCAAUGAGCUGAGACCGUGCCACUGCACUCCAGUCUGGGCAACACAGUGAGACUCCGUCUCAAAAAAAAAAAAAAAGAAAAGAAAAGAAAAAGAAACAGGUUCUUAUGUAGUCACAACUAAACAGGGUAGGAAGAUUGGGAGUUAGAUGAAUUAGACUUCAAGAAAUUUUUCACCAAUACAGUAACCAAAAUAAGAGCUACUCUCUCUCUCUCUCUCUGUGUGCAUACAAUUAAUAGAUAUUGUACAGUACAUGUCUUUCUGUUCAUGGUAUGUAUAGUUUCCUAAUUCUGUCUUUUUUUUUUUUUGUCUUUUAAAACUGAGUCUGAGAAUUAUUGCCAUGUCUGCAGGCCAGAGAUAAAGCAGGGAACGUGGCGACGGACUACAGGCCUUUCAGUAAACUCUGCAGUACCUCACUAAACAAAGCUGGUAUUUUUGAGGCAAAAGAUAAGAAUAUUUAGCUAAAUGGUGUUCCACUUGCAAAAUGUGCUAGUUCUUAUUUGAUUUUUUUCUUCUUUCUUAGAAAGCUUUCUCUUUUCUAUCUUUUACUUAGAGAUAAAUAUUACAUUUGAAGUCACAUCUGUCCCACACCAUUUUUUUCAGGGUUGAAAGAGGAAAACUAAAUGAACCAUAGACUUAGGGAAAUAAUGGAAAUAUGUAUGUUUUAAAAAAACCAUUUAUGUUCCACGUAUUUCAAGGAAAGGAAAUGAGGAGAAACAUUAAGAACACCACAGAACCAUUAAAAUGGACAACUCAAAGGGAAAGUAUUUUACCAAAAGCAUUAUGUAUAACAUGUUGCUGAUUAAAUUUGUGUUGUUAUAUUUAAUGUGUAAGUAUACAUUAUCCUAACUAAUUUAAAAUAUGUUUAUUGAAUUUACUUUACAUAUUUUAUUUAUUUGAUGGAACUUUAUGUUCAUUUUUUAAGAAGUCAAGUAUCUCCUCAUUUUGGCAUUUGAUGAGUAACGGGAGAAAACCUGAGAAGAGACAGAAGUAAUGCAAAGGUCACCGUAUCUUCCAGCAUAAGUGAUGUAGAAACAGAAAGAUCUUAUUUUCAGUCAAAGUGGUGAAGUGGCAGAAAGAAAAUAUCCCCCAACUGGUUUGCUGACACUAAUUUUGCCAUAUAGUGAGGACAAAAAAAACAUGUCUAGGCGUUUAACUCAUUAUCUCCUAAACUAUGGUACACAGAAUGUCUGACACAACUGCAAGAGAUUUUGUAAGCCAAAAGGGUUCUGUAAUGACAUGUUUGGAAAAUGUUGCAGUCUUUUUUGAAAGUUUAUAGUGUAUCUUAACACGUUCCAAACGUGUAAUCACAAUUCUUUUUCGCUCAUAAAAUCUAUUAAUAACCCUUGGAAUCAUCUUUCAGGAAAUGCUGAAAAUUUUGCUUCUGUUUAGGAUGUAGAAUGUUGCAAGAGAACAUUGUUCCCAUCAUAACAAUGAGAAAAAUCUUGAUAAUCCACAAAGUCAUGAUGCUUCUUGAGCUCAUCAGAGAGUUGAGGUCACAAGGCAAUCAGAUGAACUGAAAUUCCAAAGAGAGGCAAGCCCUUUUGAAGAGAGACAGGACACAGAAACUGUGUUACCUUUGGCAGAGCAUAGGAGGAAGAGAAGGCACCGUAAAGGUUUUGGAGCCCUCUCUUAAGUCAGAACUCUGUCCCAAAAAUCUUCUGAGUGUCAUCUCAGGACUUUGGUUAUACUCAUGGCACGAUGGCCAACUUUCAGGAGCACCUGAGCUGCUCCUCUUCUCCACACUUACCCUUCAGUGAAAGCAAAACCUUCAAUGGACUACAAGAUGAGCUCACAGCUAUGGGGAACCACCCUUCUCCCAAGCUGCUCGAGGACCAGCAGGAAAAGGGGAUGGUACGAACAGAGCUAAUCGAGAGCGUGCACAGCCCCGUCACCACAACAGUGUUGACGAGCGUAAGUGAGGAUUCCAGGGACCAGUUUGAGAACAGCGUUCUUCAGCUAAGGGAACACGAUGAAUCAGAGACGGCGGUGUCUCAGGGGAACAGCAACACGGUGGACGGAGAGAGCACAAGCGGAACUGAAGACAUAAAGAUUCAGUUCAGCAGGUCAGGCAGUGGCAGUGGUGGGUUUCUUGAAGGACUAUUUGGAUGCUUAAGGCCUGUAUGGAAUAUCAUUGGGAAGGCAUAUUCCACUGAUUACAAAUUGCAGCAGCAAGAUACUUGGGAAGUGCCAUUUGAGGAGAUCUCAGAGCUGCAGUGGCUGGGUAGUGGAGCCCAAGGAGCGGUCUUCUUGGGCAAGUUCCGGGCGGAAGAGGUGGCCAUCAAGAAAGUGAGAGAACAGAAUGAGACGGAUAUCAAGCAUUUGAGGAAGUUGAAGCACCCUAACAUCAUCGCAUUCAAGGGUGUUUGUACUCAGGCCCCAUGUUAUUGUAUUAUCAUGGAAUACUGUGCCCAUGGACAACUCUACGAGGUCUUACGAGCUGGCAGGAAGAUCACACCUCGAUUGCUAGUAGACUGGUCCACAGGAAUUGCAAGUGGAAUGAAUUAUUUGCACCUCCAUAAAAUUAUUCAUCGUGAUCUCAAAUCACCUAAUGUUUUAGUGACCCACACAGAUGCGGUAAAAAUUUCAGAUUUUGGUACAUCUAAGGAACUCAGUGACAAAAGUACCAAGAUGUCAUUUGCUGGCACGGUCGCAUGGAUGGCGCCAGAGGUGAUACGGAAUGAACCUGUCUCUGAAAAAGUUGAUAUAUGGUCUUUUGGAGUGGUGCUUUGGGAGCUGCUGACAGGAGAGAUCCCUUACAAAGAUGUAGAUUCUUCAGCCAUUAUCUGGGGUGUUGGAAGCAACAGCCUCCACCUUCCAGUUCCUUCCACUUGCCCUGAUGGAUUCAAAAUCCUUAUGAAACAGACGUGGCAGAGUAAACCUCGAAACCGACCUUCUUUUCGGCAGACACUCAUGCAUUUAGACAUUGCCUCUGCAGAUGUACUUGCCACCCCACAAGAAACUUACUUCAAGUCUCAGGCUGAAUGGAGAGAAGAAGUGAAAAAACAUUUUGAGAAGAUCAAAAGUGAAGGAACUUGUAUACACCGGUUAGAUGAAGAACUGAUUCGAAGGCGCAGAGAAGAGCUCAGGCAUGCGCUGGAUAUUCGUGAACACUAUGAGCGGAAGCUUGAGCGGGCGAAUAAUUUAUACAUGGAAUUGAGUGCCAUCAUGCUGCAGCUAGAAAUGCGGGAGAAGGAGCUCAUUAAGCGUGAGCAAGCAGUGGAAAAGAAGUAUCCUGGGACCUACAAACGACACCCUGUUCGUCCUAUCAUCCAUCCCAAUGCCAUGGAGAAACUCAUGAAAAGGAAAGGAGUGCCUCACAAAUCUGGGAUGCAGACCAAACGGCCAGACUUGUUGAGAUCAGAAGGGAUCCCCACCACAGAAGUGGCUCCCACUGCAUCCCCUUUGUCCGGAAGUCCCAAAAUGUCCACUUCUAGCAGCAAGAGCCGAUAUCGAAGCAAACCACGCCACCGCCGAGGGAAUAGCAGAGGCAGCCAUAGUGACUUUGCCGCAAUCUUGAAAAACCAGCCAGCCCAGGAAAAUUCACCCCAUCCCACUUACCUGCACCAAGCUCAAUCCCAAUACCCUUCUCUUCAUCACCAUAAUUCUCUGCAGCAGCAAUACCAGCAGCCCCCUCCUGCCAUGUCCCAGAGUCACCAUCCCAGACUCAAUAUGCACGGACAGGACAUAGCAACCUGCGCCAACAACCUGAGGUAUUUCGGCCCAGCAGCAGCCCUGCGGAGCCCACUCAGCAACCAUGCUCAGAGACAGCUGCCCGGCUCGAGCCCUGACCUCAUCUCCACAGCCAUGGCUGCAGACUGCUGGAGAAGUUCUGAGCCUGACAAGGGCCAAGCUGGUCCCUGGGGCUGUUGCCAGGCUGACGCUUAUGACCCCUGCCUUCAGUGCAGGCCAGAACAGUAUGGGUCCUUAGACAUACCCUCUGCUGAGCCAGUGGGGAGGAGCCCUGACCUUUCCAAGUCACCAGCACAUAAUCCUCUCUUGGAAAACGCCCAGAGUUCUGAGAAAACGGAAGAAAAUGAAUUCAGCGGCUGUAGGUCUGAGUCAUCCCUCGGCACCUCUCAUCUCGGCACCCCUCCAGCGCUACCUCGAAAAACAAGGCCUCUGCAGAAGAGUGGAGAUGACUCCUCAGAAGAGGAAGAAGGGGAAGUAGAUAGUGAAGUUGAAUUUCCACGAAGACAGAGGCCCCAUCGCUGUAUCAGCAGCUGCCAGUCAUAUUCAACCUUUAGCUCUGAGAAUUUCUCUGUGUCUGAUGGAGAAGAGGGAAAUACCAGUGACCACUCAAACAGUCCUGAUGAGUUAGCUGAUAAACUUGAAGACCGCUUGGCAGAGAAGCUAGACGACCUGCUGUCCCAGACGCCAGAGAUUCCCAUUGACAUAUCCUCACACUCGGAUGGGCUCUCUGACAAGGAGUGUGCCGUGCGCCGUGUGAAGACUCAGAUGUCUCUGGGCAAGCUGUGUGUGGAGGAACGUGGCUAUGAGAACCCCAUGCAGUUUGAAGAAUCGGACUGUGACUCUUCAGAUGGGGAGUGUUCUGAUGCCACAGUUAGGACCAAUAAACACUACAGCUCUGCUACCUGGUAAUGAAGGAAUACACAUCCUGAAGAUCUCGUGACUAUACUGGCAUUUCAGAUCCACCCCACCCCCAGACUCAUCCCACUCUCUCCCAGCAUUUUGUCUGGGAAGAGAGACUACCCCAUCUUUACCACCCCCUAGAAAUGAGCUGCAAUAACAGGAACAUGAGACUUCGCAAAUCUCUGGAAAAUAAUAUCCAAAUGAAAUUAAGUCUCACUGAACAUUUCAAUCAAGAAUGGCAGGGAUCUAUUUUAUUGAAUAUUCUAGCUACUGUAACAUUGAUAUUUAUUUUUGUUUGACAUUUUAACACUUUGUACUGCAAAGAGUGAACUAUAUAUGAGAUAGAGAGACAAUAAUUUCUUGCAAAAAAAAAAAGAGAUAAAAGAAAGAACAGAAAAAAAGAAAUAAGUGGAAUUUAAGAGCAACAUCCUUGGGAAUUUGUGGGGCCGGGAGGUAUUAUUGCUGCUUGAACAGGGGACCAGGUCUUUUGGCCAUAAGUGACUAAAGAAGAGCCAGAGCAAGACAUUGAACAUUUUAGAACACAAAGAACAGCAAAAGAAAAGCAAUUCCAGGCAACUUGUGAACAGACCAUAUUCACUUCAACCAGCUUGUCCAGGUGGCUUACGGAAAUGACCUAGAAAAGUCUGGUGACCAGAUACUUGCACCCAAUGUCUUCAAGGGCAUGUGCUUCCUCUAGGAGGGAAAAACAGACAAACAAACAAACAAACAAACCUGUGUAUGUGGAAGCUGGUUUCAUUUUUAAAUGUUUAAGCAGCAGUUGGUAGUGAGGUUUACAGAUAGUGUCAAAUCUUGUUUUUGGCAAAUACGUCCCUUUUUAGUGCUGUCACUGUCAUUACCUUGGCAAAUGUGCUACCUUGACCCAACGUGUUGAUCUUUCAUACUCAAGUGCCAUUUCCUUGUAGCUCAUUUCCUUUCUGCCUGCUGACCACUUCCUGUAGGAACAAAGGUUGGGGGGCAGUACUGAGGAGGAGAAAAGGGUGAGAGAGGAAGAACAUCUACAGUGGUGUUAGGAAAACGAACGUGGAAUUUAUAAAACUCCAUUCUCAGGAUCACUCAGUUCAGCUACGAGGAGAAGAUGGAACCACCCCUCUCUGGAGCCAGGUUGCUUGUCUACUUGAGUCAUAUUGAUUCAAGCAGGAGAACAGACUUUGAAGGCAGCUAGGAUGUAUGUGUGUCUAUACAAUGUCUGAGCCCAAACCAUCCCUUUGUUUUUAUUCAAUAACUCAUUCUAUCUUAGAAGUUCUUUUUUUUUUUUUUUUUUUUGACAGAGUUUUGCUCUUUUUGCCCAGGCUAGAGUGCAAUGGCACAAUCUCAGUUCACUGCAACCUCCAUCUCCCAGGUUCAAGCGAUUCUCCUGCCUCAGCCUCCCGAGUAGCUGGGAUUACAGGCGCCCGCAACCACGCCUGGCUAAUUUUGUAUUUUUAGUAGACACGGGGUUUCACCAUGUUGGCCAGGCUUGUCUCAAACUCCUGACCUCAGGUGAUCCGCCUGCCUCGGCCUCCCAAAGUGCUGGGAUUACAGGCAUCAGCCACUGUGCCCGGCCUAUCUUAGAAGUCUUAAUGACUGGCUACCACUGUCAGAAUAAAAGCAAAAACAAGCAGCUUGCAAAAGGCAACUCCUCUCCCAGCACAAUAGCAUUUUUGUUCAAUGCUACUUGUAAAAUAUCUUUUACUUCACUCCAAAUCAAUGCAGUUUUAAAUAACUGGAUUUGAACAUUUGUGGAAAGAACAAGGGAUGCUGAGCAGGGAUAGGAAGGAUUUUUACAUUGCCAAAAGCAUGAGGUCCUGCCUGUCUCCAGGGUCAUGGGCUCUGAAAAGCAUUCCAAGGUACUUCAUGGUGCCUUGGCCUUAAGGAAAAAUUUUUUUAGAAUUUUAUGUACAAAUAGGUGUUGACCUAGUACCUGUCCCUGUCUCCAAGACAGAUUACCGUCAAACAACCUCUCUAGAUUCACUGGACUCUUUGACACUGCAUCAUGUUGGACGUUAGGAAAUACUUGCACAGACAGCUGUUAAACCAUUUCCAAUGCACAUGAAAAUGUUGCCGCUCCUCUGGGUUUUACUGAUUGCAUCAGCCAAAAAGGAAAGGCAGGAGGGAAUUUAGAGUUCCUUUUGCUUGUUUGAUCCAUUUGUUUACACUUUAUGUUGAUACAUUGAUUUAAAAUGUAGUGUCUGUGAUUUAUAGCUCUUAGGAUGAAGGAAAAUGUUUAAUUUAUACAAAGAGCAGUAUUGUUUGCAUUAAUUUAUUCCAUUUUGUAAAAAUUCUGUAGCUGGACUACAUGAAAGAUCUUAAGUUAUGGCAUUAUUAUCAUUGUUAUUUUAUUUUAUAAUAUUAUCAUUCUCAUUUUCUGUCGAUCAGAAGGUGUGAUUUAUGAUGUGGCACAAUGGUUGUGUUUAUUGCUAACCAGGAAUUAUUAUGGAUUUUAUGAUUUUAAUGAAGGAAUGAAAAUGGAAUUCCCAUUUGGGAGCUCCCUGGUAUUGAUCUUAGCUGUGUUCCCUAAUUUUCUGUGUACAACAAUCAUCUGAGGACGCAUGUUCUGCCCUGAAGCCCAAUGGAUACAUUGUGAUUUUGACUUGAUCAUGAAAGCUCCUGGGUGGGCCGAUGACCCCCAGGAUGUCAAAUAGUGGAUGGACAUAUAGUUAAAAAGCUGUAAACUUUCUAAAGUUUCUUAGGAAAUAAAUUCAUGGGACUAUAUUAGAAAUAAAAAGAGAAUGAUUUAAUGUCCUGAGAGGAACAGACCUAGAGGGUUUCCGCACAGGGCUCAUGGAUUCGUUUCAAGAAUUGACAACAUAGUUUGCAAUCUCCUUCCUGCCAGACCCCUUUGUUCUCCCACCUUUAUUCUCCUAGUGGAGAGUAGCAGGGAGACUAAAAAAAGAAAUGGUAUACAGUAGUCCCCUCUUACCCAUGGCUUCAUUUUCAUGGUUUCAGUUACGCUCAACAGCAGUCCAAAAAUAUUUGAUGGAACAUUCCAGAAAUAAACAAUUCAUAAAUUUUAAUUGCACAGCAUUCUGAGGAGCAUGAUGAGAUCUUGCCCCUUGCUGCCCUGGAGGUGAUCCUCCCUCUGUCCAGCAUAUUCAUGCUGCUCAUCCAUUAGUCACUUAGUAGCAGUCUCGGUGAUCAGAUCGACUGUCUCGGUUAUCAGAUGACUGUAUCGCAGUGCUUGUGUUCAAGUACCCCUAUUUAAUUAAUAAUAGCCCCAAAGGGCAAGAGUGCUGUGCCUAAUUUACAAAUUAAAUUUUAUCAUAGAUAUGUAAGUAUAGAAAAAAAAACAUAGUAUAUAUAGGGUUUGGUACUAUCAGAGUUUUUAGGCAUCCACUGGGGGUCUUGGAAUGUAUCCCCCAGAAAUAAGGGAGGACUACCGUAUAUACAUGUAGGGCAUGACAUAAAAUGCCUAACUGUGAUGUCAUCCUAGAACAAGACUAAAGAACUUUAAGAAGGAGGCCUGGUCACUUAGAGGACCAACGACUGGAAAAAAAUUCUUGAAAGGCUAUAUUUUCCAUCCUCUUGACUUCAGAUCUCACUGUACUGUAAAUCUCUCUGGUUCAUUAUUCCUUGGAACAGAGAUGCUACAACUCUAUGUCUUCUUUCUAUCCAACAUAAAACACUGGCAGUUUUGUCCAAUUCUUGCCCACCUUUAGUGGCAACAGAGAAACAUGAGGGUCAGCUUUUAUCUUACAUCUUUCAGUGAUGGUCUUCCUAGAAAACCUACCCCUGAUACCUCGUAAUUUUGAUCAGUUUUUUUUGAAUUCUCAUCUUGAUUAUCUGUUAUGCUAUUGUCAUCAUACACCUUAUGUGGAUUAACUGUUAUGAGUAUGUUAGGGUAGUACGUAGUGGCUGAAUCUCAGUCAUUCAUUGUAUAGUCGAGAGUUGAAUAAAGUCCAUAUUGAACACAUUUUUUUAAGUAGAAUUGACUAGAGGUUUCAGAGGAGAAUAAGGUCCUUAGUGGAGGUUAAAAAGGGAAAUACCUUCUCUAGCCCAGCCUGGUCCUUCGCUGCCUGCCUUGUGAUAACCGGGAAAAUCUUGAAUUGAUGUAUGUUUCUUUGAGAACGACUCCACAGUCAUCUGAAGAGUGUUGAAUCAAGAGCUCAGGGAAGUUAUGAGCUAAUUCUUCAGUCCUGACAAGUGUGUUACAACAGUGCUUCCAGGAACCUCACAAGACUGUGAUUUCAAGCUGCUUCAUUGAUGGAAAGUUUCACCAUCUUGGGAUGAAUGUCCAUGUUCCGUUAGCGUCUGUUUUUAACUGACUGCAAGAUGAUGAGUUUUAAUUUGGGUUGCAGAUGAGCAUUUGGUUCUGAUUUUCAUCUAUUUCAAGAUCAUAUCCUCUGGAUAACAGUUCCUUUUAAAAUUGCUUUGCAGAGGGGCUGAGAAGCCUGCAUCUACUUUGAAAUUAUAAUGGACCUUACCACCACUUAAGUUUAGACCUGUUUGCAAGAUGGUGGGGAGCUCCUACUGAGAAAGAUGAAGAUGCUAGCUCUAUUGUAAACUGGCGUCUUCAUCUAGCUACUUGAAGUUGAGAUACUAUAUUUUAAAAUGUUGGCAUCAAACAAAUCUAUCCUUCUAGAAGUAAAGACAUUUUGAGUAGGAUUUAGUAAGUACUGGACAUCUCCUGUAGAGCUUCAUCAUGCUAAAUUAUUCCCCUCUCCUUUUCUAAAUAAUAGAUGUGCUUGGGUUUGGGAUUUACCUGGCACCAACCCAGACUUUUUUUGGGGGGGGGUGAGGGCGCAGGAUCUCACUCUGUCACCAGGUUGGAGUACAGUGGCAUGAUUAUGGCUCACUGCAGCCUCAACCUCCUGGGCUCAAGUGAUCCUCCCACCUCAGCCUCCUGAGUAGCUGGGACCACAGGUGUGUGCCACCAUGCACAACAAUUUUUUUUUUUUUUUUGUAGAGAUGGGCGUCUCCCUGUGUUGCCCAGGCUGGUAUCGAACUCUGGGCUCUAGCGAUCCUCCUGCUUUGGCCUCCCAAAGUACUGGGAUUACAAACGUGAGCUGCCAUGCCCAGCCUCCAGACUAUUUUAAAUGCCCUCUCCCACUGUGGAACAUUGGCAUCCUUUAAGAAUAAAUGCAUCCUUUUUGAUCAAAUGAUUUACUCUUUUUUUCUUCAAUGUCCUCAUGUCUCAAUUUUUUUUUCCUUUUCUUAAAACAGUCCCACUUGAACUUCCUGGAACUGAAUUCUCCAGAACAUAAUAUUUAUAAUCCAUAGAAUUCCUGCCCUGCUCUGCAGUAGAGUGUGCUAUGUUUUGUUUUCCCACUGAGCCAGAAGCCGAAAUAUUAUACUACCACUUACCACCAUCUACCACCUCCAAGACCAAGACCAACAUUAUGUAUUGAGCAUCGUAUCUUUCCUACUGAGCCUAGACACAGCCUCAGAACCUCUCAACAUAGCACUUGGAGCAACAAUUGCCGCUUGAUUGGAAUUGCCAUUUGAGCUUGAGUUAGCCCCAAUGGCAGAACGACAGGCUCGCACUAGUGUCCACCUGUGGCUGUCAGGGGCGGUACCACAGAAAGGGGAAAGGCCACUUGCCUCUACCCACUGCCCUUUUGGACAACAAUUCCAAUUGAAGGAACACCAAUCACUGAUGGAUCCCAUUCCAAAAUGUCUCUUCAUUCACAUCAUUUAAUUCUGUUGAAUGAAUAUGUUCCUCCCUCACCUUUUAUAAACAGAAAAUUAAUAUAAGUCCCAGUUACUUGCUUCUUAGACUCUGUGAGACUCAUGUACCAAAACAAUGUGACAUUCUUUUCGAGACUUUGACUUGUACGGUCAGUAUGAAUUUAGUGCCUUUCCAGGCAGCAAAAUGUUUCUUCUUUGCUGAUUUCAUAGGACAAAUAUCCUAGCAUACUCACACCACCAGUGUCCCACCCUCACAGACUGGCACAUUAGAAUCAUAUUAAUCUGCUUGUUUGCAUGUUACAACUGAUACUGCAAAAGCCUAUUCAAGUCGGACUGAACUAGGCUAAGCAGAGGACCCUUGUGGAACCUGGAGCAUUUCUCAGGGACAGGUGGCUAAAGAGGGGAGCUCUAAAAUCACUGCUCUGAGAAACAGGAGGUGGGUUAAGGCUUUUGUUAACUGUCAUGUGGCCAGGGUACGAUGGCAGGACUUCACAGAGCAGAGCCCUAAGCAGAUGGCAAGGCCACUGUAAGGAAGCUCCCGGCAGCAUCCCAGGUCUGCUCUCCAGAGCCACUUCACAGCACUCAGGGAUCGCUGGCUCCCGGCCCUAGGCUGCUGUCCAGUGACCAGGUGGACAGGGUCCUCCAGUGACUGCAGGCCAAGGGAACCCCAGCCAGCAUGUGCAAGCUAUUAGGAAGAUGUCCCAUCUUGCCCAUAUCACCCCAGUGGCUCUUCACCUUCAGAGUGACCACUUCCCAGACUCUGGAAGUGGGAAGACCCUCUUUGACGCUUUAUUACAGUAAUUUGAGCUCCUAUCGACUUGGAGCGAAUGAAUUUCUCUUUUGUGGUUAGGUCUCCAAAUGAACCUCCUUACCUGGCUCCCCUCUGGUCUCCUGUACUGUCAGUCCCCAGCUCCCAGUGUUGUUUUCUGAUGCCGGCUCCCUCUCUGUAUUGAACGGCAAUGGGAACAAGAAUGACUAUCAAAGCAAACAAAUGCAUGGAAUUAAACAAAAAGUGUACUUCA